UAUUGCUGCUUGUUGGAGUAUUGUUCUCCACUUUAGUACACUUCACAGGUGCACAAUCUGUGGGUGUAUGCUAUGGUGGAAAUGGAAACAACUUACCAAGCAAGCAAGAUGUGAUAAAUCUAUACAAAUCAAACAGAAUAAGCAAAAUACGGUUAUAUUAUCCAGAUGAAGGAGCCCUUCAAGCCCUAAGAGGAUCAAACAUAGAAGUGAUAAUUGGUGUCCCCAAUGACCAACUCCAAUCCCUCACAAAUGCAAACGCAGCCAAUAAUUGGGUCAACAAAUACAUCAAACCCUACUCCUCAGCCGUUAAGUUCAAGUACAUCGCAGUAGGCAACGAAGUUCACCCAGGUGAUGGUGCAGCAGGAUCUGUUCUACCAGCAAUACAAAACAUCCAAAGAGCAAUUUCUUCAGCCAAUUUACAAAAACAAAUCAAGGUAUCCACAGCAAUAGACACAACCCUUUUGGGAAACUCAUACCCACCAAAAGAUGGUGUUUUCAGUAACAAUGCACUUUCAUACAUAAGACCCAUCAUUAACUUUCUAUCAAGCAAUGGUGCACCACUUCUUGCAAACAUUUACCCAUACUUUGCAUAUGUUAAUAACCAACAAAGCAUUGGUCUUGACUAUGCAUUAUUCACAAAGAAAAAUCCAAAUGAAGUUGGAUACAAAAGCUUAUUUGAUGCACUUUUGGAUUCUCUCUAUGCUGCUCUUGAAAAAGUGAAUGCACCUAAUUUGAAGAUUGUUGUGUCUGAGAGUGGUUGGCCAUCACAAGGAGGUGUUGCAGCUAGUGAUCAAAAUGCAGGAACUUAUUAUAAGAAUUUGAUUAAUCAUGCUAAGGGUGGGACCCCAAAGAGGCCUAAUGGACCCAUUGAGACUUAUUUGUUUGCUAUGUUUGAUGAGAAUCAGAAGCAAGGUGCUGAAAUUGAGAGGCACUUUGGAUUAUUCAGACCUGAUAAAUCACCAAAAUAUGGCCAACUCAAUUUCACUUGAAAAUAUAUAGGUUGGGUAAUAAUUAUAAUUAUAGAUACAAUAAAUGGUACCUUGAUGCACCUAAUAAGGUUUUAGGCCAAUAAUAAUGUGAAUGGUGCCGCUUGUGAUUACUCUGCAAAUGUAUGCUUGUCUCUACAAAUAAAAUUGAAUAAUAUUUUAAAUAAA
Messenger RNA from Arachis ipaensis, 1154 nucleotides. RefSeq names its product glucan endo-1,3-beta-glucosidase. The record is from RefSeq and is a predicted model, not a curated record. Gene Ontology annotation, molecular function: hydrolase activity, hydrolyzing O-glycosyl compounds. Gene Ontology annotation, biological process: carbohydrate metabolic process. Lineage: Eukaryota; Viridiplantae; Streptophyta; Magnoliopsida; Fabales; Fabaceae.